This is a messenger RNA of Leptinotarsa decemlineata (Colorado potato beetle), 1037 nucleotides long. RefSeq lists its product as uncharacterized. The record is from RefSeq and is a predicted model, not a curated record. NCBI's taxonomy places the organism in Eukaryota, Metazoa, Arthropoda, Insecta, Coleoptera, Chrysomelidae.
AGGGUUCAGAAUACAAGUGAACCAAGUCCACUUUUGGUCAUUUUUGAGUUAGCAACGCUAUAACAUGCUCCAACUAUGUAAAAUUUCAGUGUAAUAAUGAACCAUGUCCUAGUUCUGAUAAUAUCCGCUAGGCAGCAGGAAGUUCUACUGUUUAGUGAAAGAUUGUUAUUUUCUUUCAGAAUACUGAUGAACCAAAUCCAUGCAUAGUUGCCAGAUCGUGAGAAAAAUUCGUGUUAGCUUUUAGAUUUUCAAUGAAAACCUGCAUAGGUGGUAUUCCGGGUAUCUAAACCUAUAUUUCAAUCAUUUUGUUUUGAUAAAACAGCUGAUGUGAGAGUAAACAGUUCGGGAGGUUAUGGACUGUCCAUGUGAUGUUUGUUUACUGUGUACAGCUCUGUGUUGACGUCCUUAAUCUCUUUAUUUACAGCUUUUGGCAGUUUAUACGAAUUAUUUUUGUUGGCUAGUUGUGUUACGUGAUGGAUAUUUCAUCUGGAUCAGAUGAAGAGUGGUCGCCAAACGAAUUUGACACAGACUGUGAUAGUUCAUCUGACGACAAGACUGUUCUGUCGGCCAGAUCGAAACGGAGGCGUCCGCCUAAGAACCUGCUGAAGGAACACAUUUCUUAUGAUCUUGCUGAACCCAGUACAUCAAAGGAGCCUGCAGCUCCAGGUGACAUCAUCGUACCUGCCUCGAACACUCAUGCCAUCAUCAUUCCUCCCUCUGACCAUUCAGAUGGGGAAAAUGAAAAUAUUUCCCGAGGAAGAAAGCGCCCGAGGAACUUUGAAAACUGGUAAAUCAACAAGAGGAAGUUGAAUCUUAACAGCGGUAAAGAGUACACAUCUCGCAGUAAUAGGUAACGCCAGCAAAGAUAUUUCCCUCUGGAUAUGACUGUAAAUGCCCCAGAAAGUGCCGUGGGAAGUUCCCUUCUGAAGAUACAUUGAAAUAUUUUUUUAAUUCAUUUUGGAAACUAGCAGAUUAUUCAAAACAAAACUGUUUUUUGAGGGGCUUAGUUAAGGCCUCAACUGUCAGUAGGCGUCGGU